UGCUAUCGUACGUCGCGUCUGCACUGCCCUUGUUUACCUGCAGGUUUUAGUCGUGAUAGAUAUGCCCAUGUAAUCUGAACUUUGAUUUUCUGGGUGUGUAGGUUUUACUUUUAUUCUAUUAUUACCCACAUUUACACACAUUUAGAAUAUGAGAAGUUAGUUAGUGGGAAUGGGUUUUGAUUUGUCUGUAUUUGGAGUACUCUAAGCGAACUAUGAGCUGCCAUAUCAGUUUGUAGAUUCUCAGAGAAGCUUACAGGGUCUGCUGGUUUGACUUGGAUGUUUCUUACUCUCUUAGCUAUGUGCAGUUUGGAGAGGCUUUGAGAUCAAUGAAAUUUAAGGAGUAAAGCACUUGUACCAAAUGAAGCUUGCUAUCAGCAUUACUUGACCAUGUUAGGGUGGAAUAAAUGAAGCUUGAAAGAGAAGUUGUCAUUGCUUGUCUCUUAAGCUUGAUCUGGAUUCGGCAAAGUCAUUGUGAUGAACUUUCUGAUACUUCUGGCAUAAACAAAUGGACGUGUAAAUGUUUUUCAUAUCAAGGAAACAGGAGCUAUGCUCUUAAAUCCAACUGUUCCACGUCCUGUGAUUGCAUUCCAGAUGCUGAAGGAAGUGGGACCAUGUGGACAUGUAAAUGCAUUGAUGGGUUCCCUAAAGUAGCUUCUUACAAUUUUGAUACUAACUGUUUUGCAGCCUGCAACUGCACUUCCGGAUCUCUCAGCACGGCACAAGACUCAAAAAAGCAUGUUUCAGGCAAAGUUGUUGUGAUUAUACUAUUACUAUGUGUUAUACUCACAACCUUUGCAUUUCUUGCCUCCGCUAUGUUCUAUUUCUAUCGAAGGGACAAGUGCCCUAUUCAGACACCGAUGUUCUCAUCAGAUAUAGAAACAAGUUGCAAUAGUGCUACCAACUUAAUAAGUCUUAGGACUUCUUCAGUGCUAGCAACCAAAGUUACUGCAGAUUUCCCUAUAAAUCCUUCAACAGGGUGUUUUCUGAAGGCUUCAUCCUUAAUUAGAAGCAAAAGAGGAAAUAUACAUGGAACCAUUAUCCAAUUUGCAUACUCUCAGUUGGAAAGUGCAACCGAAAAGUUCUCAGACUCUAAUCUUAUAGGAGUUGGAGGAAGCAGCUAUGUUUAUCGUGGUCAGCUAAAAAAUGGUAGAACUGUGGCAAUUAAGCGUCUAAGAUCUCAGCAAGGACCAGAUGCAGAGUUUCUGUUUUUAACAGAGAUUGAACUGUUAUCCAGACUUCACCAUUGUCAUGUGGUGCCUUUGCUUGGCUACUGCUUAGAAUCUCUAGGAAAAAAUGCUGAGAGGCUCCUGGUGUUUGAGCACAUGCCUAAUGGUAAUUUGAGAGAGAGUCUGGAUGGAAGUUCAGGGAAAGACAUGGACUGGGCUACUCGAGUUGCAAGUGCAAUUGGAGCUGCAAGGGGAUUGGAAUAUCUUCAUGAAGCAGCUGCUCCAAGGAUUCUGCAUAGUGAUGUCAAAUCAACAAAUAUUCUUCUGGAUGAUAAUUGGAAAGCAAAAAUAACUGAUCUUGGUAUGGCUAAGUGCUUAAGGGCUGAUGGUCUCCCCAGCUCUUCCAAUUCUCCAGCAAAAAUGCAGGGGACUUUUGGCUAUUUUGCACCAGAGUAUGCAAUUGUUGGAAAAGCCUCUCUCAAGUCAGAUGUUUUCAGUUUUGGGGUAGUUCUUCUUGAGCUUAUUAGUGGUCGGCAGCCCAUCUACAAAUCGACAAGCAAAGGAGAAGAAAGCCUUGUCAUUUGGGCUACUCCUCGAUUACAAGAUAGUGGACGAGUAGUUACAGAUUUGCCUGAUCCUUGCUUAAAUGGGAAUUUCCCAGAAGAAGAGAUGCAAAUAAUGGCUUAUCUAGCAAAGGAGUGCCUGUUAUUGGAUCCAGAUGAUCGACCAACCAUGAGUGAGGUUGUUCAAAUUCUCUCAACUAUUACACCUGAGAAGUCUAGAAGGAGGAACCUUCCUGUAUAUCUUUAUCAGAGGUCAUCUCCCCAUAGGAUGAAAAGUGAAUCAUACAUUCAGAGAUCUUACAGCCAAGUGGAGAAGAGGCCAGCCUCAUCCAGUAAAUGGUCAACUCGAUGCUCACUGCAGUUGUCAGGCCCUAUUGAUGCAGAGGAGAUAAGGCCAGCCCCAUUGAGUAAAGAAUCAAUUCUGUGUCCUCUGGCAGUAAAUUUUGAUGGUACUCCGCGUGUUGGAAAUAACGGUGAGGAAGCAGAUACUGUUUCGGCUGAAUAUAUAGAGAGAUUGAUCCUCUUGACUUCAAAUAGUAGGAGUCGGCAAGACUCGGACGACGAAAUGGUGGACUUAACUGAGCCACGGCUUGAAUCAUUCUGCCUGAGCAAUAUUAAGACCCCUUGACAAGAGUAGAUUGCUCAGAGAGGAUAUCAUAUUGCAAGCAAGCAGGGGUUUUUUUUCCCUUUAAAGAAGAUCAUAUCACAGGUGUUAGAUGAUCAUAUAAGUUUCUAUGUUGUAUUUAAUGCAUCUUAAUUGGUUUAUGUACAGAUGGAAGUAUAGAAAAUACAUGUUGUAUGAUUGGAGAUGGGUCAGAAGAAAAGGUGGUCGUUCUGUCACUUGAAUGAGCACAUAAAACAUAUGGUCCCGUAGAAAGUUAUUGCAUGACAAUAAUUUUGAUCUA
This is a messenger RNA of Alnus glutinosa, 2634 nucleotides long. RefSeq names its product receptor-like serine/threonine-protein kinase NCRK. Bases 405 to 2357 code for a protein of 650 amino acids. Gene Ontology annotation, biological process: protein phosphorylation. Lineage: Eukaryota; Viridiplantae; Streptophyta; Magnoliopsida; Fagales; Betulaceae. Gene Ontology annotation, molecular function: ATP binding; protein kinase activity. The transcript is spliced from 12 exons. The record is from RefSeq and is a predicted model, not a curated record.